Humulus lupulus (European hop) is the source of this 1274-nucleotide messenger RNA. RefSeq names its product mediator of RNA polymerase II transcription subunit 6. Gene Ontology annotation, biological process: regulation of transcription by RNA polymerase II. Lineage: Eukaryota; Viridiplantae; Streptophyta; Magnoliopsida; Rosales; Cannabaceae. Gene Ontology annotation, cellular component: mediator complex; core mediator complex. The transcript has 5 exons. The coding region runs from base 165 to 920 and encodes 251 amino acids. Gene Ontology annotation, molecular function: transcription coactivator activity. The record is from RefSeq and is a predicted model, not a curated record.
CAACAUAUUGUAGUAAACGACAGUAAAUGCCUCCACCUUCUUCAUCUUUAAUUCUAUUGAACAGUGACCCAGUCGUGGGUUCAUUCCCAAGAUACGAAUCCUGGUUAUCCGGUUAUUAUUUUUAAUUUCUUAGGAUCAAGCAGCGAAACAGUCUGCGAACGAAAAUGGCGACGCCACCAGUGGGAGCACCGGGCAUUGACGGUGGCCCUCCGCCACCGCCACCUCCCCCGGGAACAGACAUGACCGGAAUAUGCUUCAGGGACCAACUAUGGCUGAACUCAUAUCCGCUGGAUCGCAAUCUCGUCUUCGAUUACUUCGCUUUAUCCCCCUUCUACGACUAUACCUGCAACAAUGAACAGCUUCGCAUGCGCUCCAUUCAUCCUCUCGACCUCUCUCAACUCUCGAAAAUUACUGGCAUAGAAUUCAUGUUGAGUGAAGUUAUGGAGCCCCAUCUUUUUGUUUUCCGUAAGCAGAAGAGGGAUGGACCUGAGAAAAUUACACCGAUGCUGACUUAUUAUGUUUUGGAUGGGUCGAUUUACCAAGCACCACAGCUUUGCAAUGUUUUUGCUGCUCGAGUUAGGCGUGCUCUCUACUACAUAUCAAAGGCCUUUACAACUGCUGCCUCAAAGUCAGAGAAGAUAGGAUAUGUUGAUUCCGAAAAUGACAAUGCAGCUUUGGAACCAAAGGUUGCCAAAGAGACAAUCGAAUUUAAGGACAUAAAGCGAAUUGAUCAUAUUAUUGCGUCCCUACAACGCAAGCUAGCGCCAGCCCCACCACCACCACCAUUUCCAGAAGGCUACAUCCCCCUCACAAACACAGAAUCGGAAAAUGGCCCUGAAACCCAGCAAACGGGGGAGGCACAACCACCUCUCCUUGACCCCAUCAUUGAUCAAGGCCCAGCUAAAAGAAUGAAAUUCUGAAUAAGAGGUGCCGCAUCAUACCAGAAGUAUAUAUGUAAAGAUCUGAAGCUAAAUUAAUCACUACAACUUUAAAUAUCAGUUAACCCCUAGGCCUUUUUCUUUUGGACUCUGUUAGAGUUUUGUUUCUGCUCCUCAUUCUUAUCUUAGUAAAAAAAAAAAGUUGGGGUCUGUAAGAUUAGAAUGCUAUUAAAAUUGUAUGCUUUAAUCGCUUCCAUUACGUAUGGGUUUGCUAGUAUUUACGUUUACAUAGCAUGUUAAUAUUCCACAUCAAUAUCACCAGUCCACAUACUGUAAUUGCGUGACUAUUAAUUGGGCUAAAUGAAAGUCGAUUGCGCGAUAAAUUUGCUGGUUGUA